This is a messenger RNA of Dermacentor andersoni, 408 nucleotides long. The record is from RefSeq and is a predicted model, not a curated record. Lineage: Eukaryota; Metazoa; Arthropoda; Arachnida; Ixodida; Ixodidae.
UGAUGAUGCGUAGUUGAGGACUAGCAUCAUCAUGGUUGGCCUCAUGGUCACGUGCUCUCGCUCACCGCCGAAGAAGACAACGGUCAGCGCAAGAUGGACACAAAAAAGCAUGGACUGUUUGAUUUUCGGCAAAAUAAGGGCUCAACAUCGGCGUCAUCGUCAAAGAGCGCGCCUGAAGGCAGUGAGGCGAACACCCCGACUGUGUCGCUGAGGAGUUCAGGGUCCGAUACUUCCAGAGGCCAGACGUCGCACGAUGACAAGUGGACGGUGAUCUUGGGGCUCAUGGUCAUCAUCAUGGUCACCGUGUGUGCCUCGUACCUGGCCUGGGCCGUUCUUGUCGAAAAGGAGGCCAACCUGCCCUCAUUUCCUUCUUGGACUCCCGACAACGCUACAGAUGGUUACCCAUAA